AUGGAAAAAGUUAAAAAAGUUGUUUUAAUAACUGGUUCAAAUAAAGGCCUGGGUUAUGGUUUAGUGGAAGAUCUUCUUUCUAAACACUCUUAAAAAUUUAAAGUAAUUAUGACAGCCAGAGAUCAAUUAAGAGGUAUUUAAGCCUAGUAAAAAAUAAAAGAGAAUUACCCAAACGAAGAAGUUGAUUUCCAUCUUUUGGAUGUAGAAAAUGAUAAUUCAAGACAAGUUGCCUUCAAAUAUGUUUAAGAGAAAUAUGGCAAAAUUGAUGUAUUAGUUAAUAAUGCUGGUUAUUUAUUUCAUUCAGAAUUUUAAAAGGAGGAGAGCUACCAACCUACUUUAGAUGUUGCCUAAAAAACUUUAAACAUUAAUUUAUUUGGGGCUAUUGAAAUGACUGAGCUUUUCUUACCUAUACUAGCUGAUGACGGGAAGAUAAUAUAAAUAUCUUCUAGAGGAGGUUGGAUGUCUAAUUAGCCUGAAGCUACCUAAAAAAUAUUUACAGAUCCUAAAAAUUUCUCAAAAAAAUAAAUUUUUGAUUUUGCUCAAGACUUCUACAAACAAUGUGAAACUAGAAUUGAUAAUGAAAAAAUGAGAUGGUCUUUUAGCUCUUACGAAGUAUCCAAAUUUCUUUUGAAUGCCUAUGUUAGAUACUUAGGAAAGUAAUUACUUAAAGAGAAUUAACAGAUGUUUACAAUAACUCCUGGUUGGGUAAAAACAGACAUGGGAACAGAUAAAGCAGAAAGAACCAUUGAAGAAGGCAACGAUACCACACUAUAUCUCAUAACUUAGGUUGCCUUUGGUAAAAAUGAGGAACUAAACUGUAAAUUUAUUGGCGAUAGAGUAGUAAUUGAUUGGUGA
Molecule: messenger RNA, 855 nt
Organism: Tetrahymena thermophila SB210
Lineage: Eukaryota; Ciliophora; Oligohymenophorea; Hymenostomatida; Tetrahymenidae
Product: oxidoreductase, short chain dehydrogenase/reductase family protein
Exons: 1
Molecular function (GO): oxidoreductase activity
Source: RefSeq, a predicted model, not a curated record